AUGUAUAAGCGCCUUGAAUGCAUAAGUGCUGAUAUGGACUCGGAGCGGUUGCAAAGCAUGGACGAGUAUGCUUUAGCGGCAAUAAUUGACUCAGUUAACGAACUGAAAUCGAAUUUCUUGGCUGCACACACAAGCUUGGAGGAGCAUGACUUUGAAUCUAUAGGAAGUGAUUUACUUACACAAUUUGAUACGAAUUUGGUUCAGUUGAAAGCUACCCUACAACGUGAAAUUGGAAAGCGUAGCGCUUCUCAACAUUGUUCCACAUUCAAGAUGAACAGCAAUGAAUUCCAGCCUAUUAUAGUGAAUACUAAUCGUUCUCGUUUGCCUCAAUUAACGUUGCCGAAAUUCAGUGGAUGUUAUAUAGAGUGGACAAAUUUCUAUUCGAUGUUCACAUCAGUCAUCGAUAAGGACAGCGACCUAAGCGAUGUGGACAAAUUGCAACAUUUGCGUUCCUGCUUGAGUGGUGCUGCUCUUGACACCAUACGAUCGUUGGAAAUAAAUGAGGCUAUUUAUAAAAUCGCAUUAGAUCUUCUCAUUAAACGAUUUGAUAAUAAACGUCUUAUUUUUCAGGCACAUAUCAGGGAGAUUUUCGGGAUGGACAAAGCAGAUGGUACUGUCAGCAAGCUGCGAGCGUUGUUGGACAAGGUCAACUCGCAUAUAUGUGCGUUGCAGUCACUUGGCUCCAAAGAGCAAAUAGCGGACUGCAUAGUGGUACAGUUUUUAACUCAAAAGUUGGACAAAGUAACUCAAGCAAAAUGGGAAGAAAGUUGGUCAAUAAACGAGUUACCAUCGUGGGAAUCAUUAGCUGCAUUUUUAGAACAUCGAUGUCGUACCCUCGAAAACGUGGAGCAUGCAUUACAAACCCAAGCUGAAACAUUUGGUAAAUCCGGAAAAACUGUGAGUACACAUCAAAGAAAAUCCUUUGUUGCUUCAAAUAGCUUACUGGGUGUUUGCGCAUUUUGUGGAAAUACUGAACAUUUGAUUUAUAAUUGCCAAAAGUUUUUAAAUCUUUCGCCUAAUAUUCGUCAGAAAGAAGUUAAGAAACUUUUACUAUGUCUAAACUGUUUAAAGAAAGGCCAUCAGAUGCGAGACUGCAAAUCUAGUAAUUGUCGAAAAUGUCAUUCAAAGCAUCACACGCUUUUACAUUUUAAUCGUUUACCAUCAGCUAAUAGUAACGAUGUACCAUUAAUAUCGAACUCUGUCCAAGCUAAUGCCAUGACUGCAACGCUGCCAACGCAGCCUGACAUCUCUGCUUCCCGAUCUCCAUCUGAUGUUGUGCUUUUAGCUACAGCAAUCGUUUUAGUAAAGAAUCGUGCCGGAACUUUCGUACCUUGUCGCUCACUUUUGGACUCUGGCUCACAGAUUCAUUUCGUCACAAGUCGCUUCGCAAACCAACUUCAACUGCCUAAAUCUAAAUCCUUCGCUUCGGUUUCUGGAAUUGGAGAUGCCAAUUUUCCAACAGACGGAUGCUCAGUUAAUCUCGUACUAAAGUCGCGGACUUCAGAUUACUCAACAAACAUUACUGCUCUUGUCGCUUAA
Messenger RNA from Bactrocera dorsalis (oriental fruit fly), 1539 nucleotides. RefSeq lists its product as uncharacterized. Bases 1 to 1539 code for a protein of 512 amino acids. The record is from RefSeq and is a predicted model, not a curated record. NCBI's taxonomy places the organism in Eukaryota, Metazoa, Arthropoda, Insecta, Diptera, Tephritidae. Gene Ontology annotation, molecular function: nucleic acid binding; zinc ion binding. The transcript has a single exon.